AUGCCAGAGAAGUGUCCGGUGUCUGAAAUCAUUAAGACUCGCAAAGUACAGGGACGAGAAAGUUUUGAAGUCUCCUGGAAUGAUCUAGAAGGGUUAGAGACGUCCAUUGUUCCUGCAGAUCUUGUAGAAAGGGCUUGUCCUGAGAAGAUCAUAGAGUUCAAGGAGAAAAUGGAAGUAAAGAAGAAGAAGCCGACGCCGAAACAAAAAGCAACCAAAAUUAAAACAGAAGGAAACAAGUUCACCAACCAAAUCUUCUUCUAUUAUCGAACUCAGCCUUGA
Molecule: messenger RNA, 279 nt
Organism: Arabis nemorensis
Lineage: Eukaryota; Viridiplantae; Streptophyta; Magnoliopsida; Brassicales; Brassicaceae
Source: the annotation of a GenBank genome assembly